This is a messenger RNA of Humulus lupulus (European hop), 705 nucleotides long. RefSeq lists its product as uncharacterized. The record is from RefSeq and is a predicted model, not a curated record. The coding region runs from base 154 to 705 and encodes 183 amino acids. The transcript has 3 exons. NCBI's taxonomy places the organism in Eukaryota, Viridiplantae, Streptophyta, Magnoliopsida, Rosales, Cannabaceae.
CAAAUAAAUUUCUUUACUGUUUCAACAUGCUUAUUUGUAUAUAAUAUAUUUCUCGCACAGGGCUGAGCAUGCCAAUUAGCGAUUGGUUCGGUUUCAAACAUUGUUGCAUCAGGUAAACUCAUUGAAAGAGAGGCAGGCAACAACUACCAAGUUAUGAUUACUAGCGUUAUUAAGCCAACCUGUCCUCUCCCUUUUGCAUAUCCUGAUUUGGAUAUGUACUUAGUUGCUCAAGCCAUUGGGACGCCAAUAGCAUGGCCUAAGGAUUUGGUCAUUAUAUCUGAAGAUAUAUAUCAUGAGGCUCCCUCUACAAGUAGGACCAGAUCACAACGACCAAAAGCUCCAUCAACACAACAACCACGAGAAAGAAGACGACCACAAACUCCUCCAACACAAUUACCCCACACUCCAUUGGAACGAUUACAAAAUAUCGUAUCUCAUUGGGCUGAUGGCGAGUGUGUCAAUCUAGGCAUAGAGUCUGAAGUUUUUGAUCAGGAUAUGUCUCACUGUUAUAUAUUUAAGGAUGACAUACUUCAGUUUGCUCGAAAGGAGAUGAUUGGACAAACAGUGGUCGUUAGCUACAUGAGGUUCAUUUACAGAUAUGUGGUACAACAAGGUUGCCAAAAUAAGUUUUUAUUUGUCAAUCCUAAUAUUGUUGCCACUCAAGGGAGUUCAUUCGACGAUCGUGUUCAAAAUCUGUUCAGAUGA